Messenger RNA from Anoplopoma fimbria (sablefish), 5666 nucleotides. RefSeq names its product rho GTPase-activating protein 23-like. Gene Ontology annotation, molecular function: protein binding. Lineage: Eukaryota; Metazoa; Chordata; Actinopteri; Perciformes; Anoplopomatidae. The record is from RefSeq and is a predicted model, not a curated record. Gene Ontology annotation, biological process: signal transduction.
CGGAGAGAUGGCAUGGUGUCGUCCAAUGAGAACAGACGCCGGCCGCUGUCGUCGGGCGAGGUGGAGGGCGUGUCGUGGCAGGGCCCACGGACCAUUUUUGUCCCGAAGAACUCCCAGGGAUUCGGCUUCACUCUGCGCCACUUCAUCGUCUACCCACCAGAGUCCUCCCUUCACAGCCUCAAGGAUGAAGAGAACGGAAACGCGCUUGGAAGAGGUUGCCAGCGGUCUCGUUUGGAGCCAAUGGACACCAUCUUUGUGAAGAGCGUGAAAGAAAAUGGCCCCGCACAACAAGCUGGACUGUGUACAGGUGACAGGCUGGUGAAGGUGAACGGGGAGAGCAUUCUGGGGAAAACCUACUCUCAGGUGAUCGCGCUCAUCCAAAACAGUGAAAACAUUCUGGAGCUCUCUAUUAUGCCCAAAGAUGAGGAUGUGUUGCAGUUGGUAAGUGCGUACUCCCAGGAUGCCUACCUGAGAGGCAAUGAGCCAUAUGCAGGCGUGGCCCAGGACCUCCCAGCGCCGCCACCUCUCUGCUACCCUUCUGCCAAGCCCAGCUCCUCCGCCCCACAGCACAACCCCCACAGUCCCCCGGACAACUGGCAGUGCCGACCGGGCCCCGCCGCCUCCCCACUGGACAACCGCCCCCUGCCGCUUCCAUUCCCGACCCCGGCUGGCCCGGGUCCCGAGAAUUCCAGCGGUCACUUGGCCCCGCCGGGCCGGCACCGAGGCCGUUCCUCUUCAGCCAUCAACGUGCUGGACUUUCACUUUGCUAACCACAAUGCUGCCAUCGCCUCUGCCACUCUGCCCCCGCCGCGGAAGAGCAGCAUGCAGGCCUUGGCCCGCACUCACGCCGAUACUCUCUGCCACCAGGCUCUGUCGGACUGGUACUACAGCCAGGCCGAGGCUGCAGAGAGCAUGUCCCCCCGCCACCGCAGCAUCUCUCAGGAUUGUUUAGCAGAGCUGGGGCUGGGGUUGGCCCUCGGCCCCGGUCCUGAAUCCGCCUCCGCCACCUCCGCAGAGAAACGCAGAAGGGAAACCCUCCAUUUCCACCACCAAGCGGCUGCAACUUCCCAUGACUCCUAUUGGUUAGGGAGCUGGGGUGGUGUAUCAGGACCAGGAAGCAGGUCAUGCUCAGAGAGUCUCCUGGCUGCUUACGCCGAGUACGAGCAUAACUACGGGCGUUCUGUGGAAACACUGGCAAAAGCCUCUGCACUGGUGUCACCACGCUACGAACACACUUCACAGGGGUCACAAACAGCGAAAUUUAGAGAGGAGAAAGACCAGAAGGUCAUGCCAGGAGAUCAGCACAAAACCACAGUGAUGUCUCCCAUCACAGCCUCCUCCACAGUGCCUCCUAGUGGCAGGCGGUCAGGCCAGCAGGUAGCUGAACCCCAAACACGGCGAGUAAAAGAAGAAGAGCUAGUGGGCUACAAAAGCUACAGCCCGUCUUUCACCCGCAAAGCUGGCCACCUGCUCCAGCAGGCCCACUCCUUCAGAGAGCCCAGCUACAGCGGCCCCCACCUCAACUGGAGCCCCGGCAGCAGAGGCGGCCCCGCGGACGGGGAGGUGGGCAUGGUUCCCAGGCCUAAAUCCACUCCUGCCCUGUCCUCGUCAGAGGAGGAGAGAGCCCUACAGGAUGAGGACAGUGAGCUCGUCUCCCCCAUCUCCCUGAAUCAAGAGGUGGUCCUGAGGCAGAAGCCGCCUUCCGGCCGCCGAACCCCUGUUCAAGCCCUUCGGCAUCCCCACUACACCACACCUGUGGAGUCACCCGAGCCCCCCGGUUUGGAAACCACACCAGGGACCCCCUCUCCUGUCUCCGGGGGGACUGGCACCAACCGCAGGGCUAAUGGUAGCCUGGCACAGCAUGCAUACAACUCCCUGGCCUCUAUUCCCUUCAUAGAUGACCCCACCAGUCCUAGUAUUGACCUACAGGCCUUCUAUGUACCAGCCCGCUCUGUUGUGUCCAGUUCCCAGGCCUCCACCAUGGCCGUCCUCACUUCCACCUCUGUCUCCCCCACCCUCUCCUCCAUCUCCCCCAUUGUCCGACUUCGUUCUCGGGACUGCAGCAGUAUUAAAAGUCGCCGCUCCUCUUAUUUGCUGGCCAUCACCACAGAGAGGUCCAAGUCCUGUGACGAGGGUCUCAACACCUUCAGGGAAGAAGGCCGCGUCUUCUCCAAACUACCAAAAAGGGUCAAGAGCUUUUUCACUGAUGGGUCUCUAGAGAGCCUGCGAGCCCAGGAGGAGGCCCGGUCCAAACGCCACUCCACCUCUGAACUGGGAACCAUCACCUUUAGUGAUGUUCGCAAGGAGGGCUGGCUGCACUACAAACAGAUCCUCACAGAGAAGGGAAAGAAAGUGGGUGGCGGCAUGCGACCGUGGAAGCGAGUCUUCUCAGUGCUCCGUUCGCACUCGCUCUUCCUCUACAAGGACAAACGAGAGGCCGUCCUUCACGGGGCGGGGGCGGGGCCUAGCCAGGACGAACACCCUCCGAUCAGCAUCCGCGGCUGCCUGAUCGACAUCGCCUACAGCGAAACCAAGCGGAAGCACACCCUGAGGCUGACCACGCAGGACUUCUGCGAGUACCUGCUGCAGGCCGAGGACAGGGACGACAUGCUGGCCUGGAUCAGGGUCAUCAGGGAGAACAGCAAGACUGACAACGAGGAGAUCGGUUUCUCAAGACAAGCUCUCAUCAACAAGAAGCUGAAUGACUACAGAAAACACAGUCUGACAAGUAGUAGGCCGGACUCCUCUCCCAGAGCCCACCGUAUGAUGCCUCCCUUCCUCCUGGCUAAGACCGACAACACCUCAGUGAACCGAGCAUCCAGAACCGAUGACAACAAGGCGCUGUGGGGCAUCAACAUCAUGAAGAAGACCAAGAAGACAGGCAGUCCAAAGGCUUUCGGCGUGCGACUGGAGGACUGUCAGCCUGCUGUCAACCAUAAAUUUGUCCCUCUGAUUGUGGAGAUGUGCUGCGGCGUGGUGGAGGAGACGGGUUUGGAUUACACCGGUAUCUACCGGGUGCCGGGCAACAACGCCAUGGUGUCCAACCUGCAGGAGCAUCUCAACAAGGGCAUGGACAUCAACACUGCAGAGGAGAGAUGGCAGGACCUGAAUGUAAUCAGCAGCCUGCUCAAGUCGUUCUUCCGUAAACUGCCUGAGCCCCUGUUCACUGAUGACAAAUACAACGACUUCAUCGACGCCAACCGGAUUGAAGACGCAGAGGACAGACUGAAGACCAUGAAGAAACUGCUCCAUGACCUCCCAGAUCACUAUUAUCACACCAUGAAGUUCCUGGUGGGUCACCUCAAGAAGGUGGCAGAUCACUGUGAAAAGAACAAGAUGGAGCCGAGAAACCUGGCCCUGGUGUUUGGUCCCACACUAGUGAGGACGUCAGAGGACAACAUGACCGAUAUGGUCACCCACAUGCCCGACCGCUACAAGAUAGUGGAGACGCUGAUCCUGCACCACGACUGGUUCUUCACUAACGGAGGGCUCGAUGAGGAAGAGAAGGCCCCAGAGGAUAAGCGGGACAUGCAGCCUGUGCCCAACAUCGACCAUCUGCUGUCCAACAUCGGCAGGCCGGGCAUGCCAGGAGAGGCAUCAGAUUCCACCACCAGCGAUUCGCUUAAGUCCAAGCUUUCUUCGCUCUCCAAGAAGGACCUGAGUGCCAGGGACUUCCUGCCCAAGUCCAUCAUUUCCGCUGUGACCCGCAAACGUAAAAAAUGCCUCAAUACCCAACUGCAGGACGGUAGCGCUGACGAGGACUCCGAGCAUGAGCCGGUGAAAACCAGCAACUACGGGGAAGAAGGGGGAGGGGAGGAGGAAGAGGAGGGAAAUAGAGGAGAGGAAGAGGCGGCAGAUGGUGGACAUACCAUGACGAAAAUAGACAAAAAGGAUGAAAAUGAAACUGGGGUGAAAGUUAGAGAGAUUAAUGAGGGAAAAGAAUUGUCUGGAGAGGAAGAGGCUGGAGAGGAGGAGGGGAACGGAAAAGGCAACGGCCCAAACAAAUGUGAAGAGGAGAGCAGGCUGAGAACGGACUUGCCGGAGAAUGCGCAGCAACUUGGUCCGAACAGCUUCCUCUACUCUCACCAUCAGAUCAAUGCCACACACCCAAGACCCCCAAAGACAUCCAAUCCUCCGUCCCGCUUGAGACCUCAUAAUCCGGCCAAAGGGCACCCCACAAUUCCUUUCUGGAUCUGCCCCGCCAGGCUUCCCAACCUCUACCAGGCUUCCAGCUUUUAUGGGACCCAGCAGCCAGACUGGAACCAGUCGGCACCAGUACGUUACAGGAAGACAAGAGGCGGGAGGACAAGGGCUAUUUCUAUGAAUCUGGACCUCGAGCUGGGCAGGAGCGAGGAAAGAGUCAGAGGAUGGGAGUCAGAGAGGGUGGAGGUGAUCAGAGUCAUUGAAGGAACACCAGGUCAGCAAAGACCUGUUGGGGUUCCUCAGGGAUCGGUUGUAGGUCCUGGGUCAAUUCAACAAAUAGAUCCUCUCCCUCAUCUUGCCCAGGAGUCUCACCCCCUCUCCUCCUCCUCCUCAGGCUGGAUUGAUAAAAGCUCCCCAGAAUCUCACACUGUGGUGCUGAGGAGAUCGGCCUUGGAGCCACGGGACAAAACGAGAGCAUGGCGUCGUCACACUGUGGUAGUUUAAUCGGAGUGUUUAAUUUACUAACGCAGUACCAAGUACUAGCCCCUUUACUCACAAACACUGGAUCACCCGUGUAACUGCUUCUAAAGCCAAGCGUCCGUCAUGUUGUCUCAACACUCUUCCCUCGUGGCUUUUCAUCGGCACUGAAGCUGGAGAUCUGAUCUCACGUAGAGGAAUUCUUUGACAUUGUGUGCAGCUGCAGAGUUUCAUUCCAAAAUGAAAAAAAAUGUGAAACUCAGUCAUUUUCAUAUACUACACUCACACUCAUCUUGAUAAAGUCCGACUUCAACUUAACAUGCUAACACGCUAACACGCAAACCAGCCAAGGACGCUUUUGUGUUGUGUUUGCUUGGCUGCUAACGGACAAUAAAUUCACACAGUAUGUGGAACAUUUGACGCCAGUAGACGACGUUGAAUAGAAGAACACAGCUAAUAAACUACAGCAGCUUCUCCAACUCUCCUUUUCUCAAAGGUCAAAGACCGUUUGCUGUUGGUCAGCGCUGCAAAUUCAAGUAUUGAAGUUUUAAGGAUUCACACAACUACAAGCGAAUUCACUGAUCUGGACAAUUCCAUUGAAAUCAAUUGCUUUUGCGGCAAAAUAUUGCAGUUUUAAAUGCUGGUAUGACCGAGCCUUCCCAGCAAUACAACUGGCUGCCCUUUUUAACCUGGGAUGUUUUUUUGUUUUUUUUUUAGAUUAAGUGGCCGAGGCAGAGUGCAGAGCAGUGUUUAAACGGCUUUGAAUGCAGAAGAUCUUAAUGUUAAAACUUAAUGCUCUAAAACAAUGCUCCCAUUUCUGAAAACUACCAAGAAAAAAAUGCUGAAAUCUUUUUCAAAUUUAGCUAUUUAAACUAGAGCAAGAAAUCCGGAGCUUGAUAUAUUCUAGGAAAGUAAUCCUUCUAAAAUGACAAGAAAACCUGCCACUCUAAAGAACAGCCGUUUACUAUGUGAUUAACACAAUUACAAUAGAAUCUGAUGUCUUUGUUUGUAAAAAAAAAAAAAAAAAAAAAAAAAAAAAAAAAAAA